Molecule: messenger RNA, 947 nt
Organism: Vespa mandarinia (Asian giant hornet)
Lineage: Eukaryota; Metazoa; Arthropoda; Insecta; Hymenoptera; Vespidae
Product: STING ER exit protein
Biological process (GO): endoplasmic reticulum to Golgi vesicle-mediated transport; endoplasmic reticulum membrane organization
Source: RefSeq, a predicted model, not a curated record
AUAAAUUAAUAAUAGCAAUAUAAGUGUAUAACCUCAAAAUAACAGUAAUGUAAUUUUUUUUUCAAUGAAAAGUUUUCUUGUCUUUGAUACUAUAUAAUAAUAUAUAUACUAUAGAAAUAAAUAUUGUUAUUUACAUUGCUGUAAAGUUGCGAAGGUUAUUUGAAAUUAUAUUUUUGGAUAAAAAACUUAAUGUAAAAAAAAAUGCCAAAGGUAGUUUCAAGAAGUAUUAUAUGUUCUGAUACCAAAGAUCAAGAAGAAUAUGGUGAAGAAAAGCCAUUACAUAUUUAUUAUUGUUUAUGUGGUCAAAUGACAUUGAUUUUAGAUUGUGCUAUUGAAAAAUUACCACUAAGAAAAAGAGAUGGAGCGCGGGUCAUCGAUGGUAGUAAACAUGCUCAUAAAAUGACUUGCGAACAAGAUGAAGUUGUUUAUUUGAAACGUUCAGAAGGAAUAGAAAAACAGUAUCGACAAAAGUGUAAAAAAUGUGGUCUUUUCCUGUAUUAUAAACAUGAUCUUAGCAUGAAUAUUGUAUUUAUUGUAAAAGGUGCUGUAAUAAAAAGUUCUGGUGAAGGUCCAAUGACUGAUAUAUAUAAUCAAGUAGCAAUUGAAAAACCUAAAAAAAUAAUGGUAACGAAGCAUACCAAGAAUAUGGGUAAAUUUAGUUCUGUAACUGUAUCUACAAUAGAUGAAGAAGAAGAUGAAAUCGAAGCUAGAGAAGUUGCCGAUUCAUAUGCAAAUAAUGCACGAAUAAUAGAAAAACAACUUGAAAGAAAGGGAAUGAAUAAAAGAAAAGCGAUGCUACCAACUGAAACAAAUAUUAAACGGACAAGACCAAGAGGAACGUUAUUAGAUGUAUAGUUUAUCAACUAUUAUGUAUUCUGAUGUAUCAUAAUGUAUAAUGAAGUUUUGUAUUCUAAUUCAUAUUAUAAUUUUAUAUUAUAACUAACAUA